AUGACUCCACCAUCUGUUUCUCCAGCACCUUCCGCACUCUCCUCUACUGCAACAUCUCAGAUUUCUAGUGACCAUGGAGAGCGACAGGUAACACAGGCUUUGGCGGGCAUGAAAUUGUCCACUGUGAAUGGGGACAGCUUUGCCGCACCUCAUCCAGUUACGAACAAGCCCGCUAAAACAACCAUGGCAAACCGCAUAUCUCGCAUGUUCUCAAAUACCGGGAGAUCAACCCCCAAGGAGUCAGAAUCACAACGCGAAUUUUCAGAUAGCAGCUCGGACAGCAUGAGAUCGCCCUCCAAUGGCAGCAUCAAACCCCUGAAACCUACCUCCAAGCCUCCCUCCAGAGCUCCGUCGCGACAGACAUCGACAAAGGAUUCGACUGAGAAGAAGGCAAAGCCGACUGGCGCCAAGGACCAGAAAGAAGGAUCGAUUGUACACAAGCGCUUCGAAAUUUCCCCGGAUAACACUCACUACCAUCAUCUAAAAAGCACCAGACGACAAGAGAAGCUUACCGACCUCCUUCGCGACAUGCUCGGUGGCGGCAGGAAAAAGGACGACCACGCAGACGAUCAGCAGUUGUCCCUGAUGUCGACCUGGAUUGACCAAUUCAAAAACGAACGCGACAAGUUGGCUGCCGACAAGAAAGGCGGGCCCAACGCGACCGCGUCUCUAGUUGAUAAAUACGGGAAAUGUCAGGAGAUCGUCGGACGUGGCGCGUUUGGCAUCGUGAGGAUAUCUCACAAAGUUGAUCCCAAGGACUCUCGGAUGGAGCAGCUCUACGCAGUGAAGGAGUUCCGCCGCCGUCCUCAAGAAACCAGCAAAAAAUACCAGAAGCGUUUGACUUCUGAGUUUUGCAUCUCAUCCUCUCUUCGUCACCCUAAUAUCAUUCACACUCUUGAUCUUCUCCAGGACGCCAAAGGCGAUUACUGUGAGGUUAUGGAAUAUUGUGCUGGCGGUGAUCUCUACACCCUUGUGCUGGCUGCAGGAAAAUUGGAGGUUGCCGAAGCCGAUUGUCUCUUUAAGCAACUUAUGCGUGGCGUGGAAUAUAUGCACGAAAUGGGUGUCGCUCAUCGUGAUCUUAAGCCCGAAAAUCUGUUAUUGACAACGCACGGUGCUCUUAAAAUUACAGAUUUCGGAAACGGCGAGUGCUUCCGCAUGGCUUGGGAGAAAGAAGCCCAUAUGACUGUAGGACUUUGUGGGUCUGCCCCCUAUAUCGCGCCCGAGGAGUAUACCGAAAAGGAGUUUGAUCCUAGGGCCGUGGAUAUCUGGGCAACCGGCGUUAUCUACAUGGCCAUGAGGACGGGGCGCCAUCUCUGGAAAGUCGCACGCAAGGAUGAGGAUGACUUCUACCGACGGUACUUGGAGGGCCGUAAGCAUGAGGACGGUUACGCCCCUAUUGAGACUCUCCAUCGGGCUCGUUGCCGUAACGUCAUCUAUUCCAUCCUCGACCCAAAUCCUUCUCGUCGCAUCAACGCGUCCCAGAUCUUGAAAUCCGAAUGGGUUCGCGAGAUCCGACUGUGCCAGGCUGGCGAGGAAGGCUACUAA
Messenger RNA from Aspergillus ochraceoroseus IBT 24754, 1545 nucleotides. RefSeq names its product serine/threonine protein kinase SAT4. Lineage: Eukaryota; Fungi; Ascomycota; Eurotiomycetes; Eurotiales; Aspergillaceae. Gene Ontology annotation, biological process: protein phosphorylation; intracellular signal transduction; intracellular monoatomic cation homeostasis. The record is from RefSeq and is a predicted model, not a curated record. The transcript is spliced from 2 exons. Gene Ontology annotation, molecular function: ATP binding; protein serine/threonine kinase activity. The coding region runs from base 1 to 1545 and encodes 514 amino acids.